Messenger RNA from Etheostoma spectabile (orangethroat darter), 9151 nucleotides. RefSeq names its product sodium channel protein type 4 subunit alpha. Bases 534 to 6395 code for a protein of 1953 amino acids. Gene Ontology annotation, biological process: neuronal action potential; membrane depolarization during action potential; sodium ion transmembrane transport. Gene Ontology annotation, molecular function: voltage-gated sodium channel activity; protein binding. NCBI's taxonomy places the organism in Eukaryota, Metazoa, Chordata, Actinopteri, Perciformes, Percidae. The record is from RefSeq and is a predicted model, not a curated record. The transcript is spliced from 27 exons. Gene Ontology annotation, cellular component: voltage-gated sodium channel complex; plasma membrane.
UGACAUGUAGGAGCGGUAAUCUCCUGCUGUGGUCCAGCAGCGUCCUCCCUCCCUCAUGCUCUUGCUCAAGGGCAAAUCGAGGUGCGCCUCUCCCGCCGCUGCGCAGCUGCUGAAGACAGCGCAGCAUCCUCUCCACGCUCGGCGGCUCGGGACCUCUCCUCUGUGGGAUGAAUAGAGAAGAGCGACUCGGGUGGAAGGCAAGAGGACAACUUUCUCGACGCACCUGUGGUAGUUUCAAAAUGUCCAACAUGAGGUGAUUAAACGACCGGCACUUGUUUAGAAUCAGUUUUGUUUGCUGCUGUUCGCUUAACUUUGGAUUGUGGUGAUAAGACGCACUUUUCUUUGUCCUGUUGGAUUGGAGUUUUGGCCCAUCAUGAAGAAUGCGCCUUGAGAAGAAGACAUGGAUUUUGCGCAGAGAGUUUGGCUGUUCCUUCUUCUGAUAUCCGAAGAACUUAACUCUGGAAAUCAUGCUGUAAAUCUCAGAGUUUCAUAUCUGUAAGUAAAUUCUAGUACAGGAGAAUCAGGAUGAAAAGAUGGCAACCAUGCUGUUACCAACGGGUCCUGAUGGCUUGCGGCGGUUCACUCGCGAAUCCUUGGCUGCGCUGGAGCAGCGGAUUGCGGUGGAGCAGGCCAAAAUUGCCAAGGAUUGCCACGAGGCUCACAGGAACACAGAGCCACCCAAACCCAGGAUCGACCUGGAGGCAGGCAAGCAGCUGCCGCGCAUCUUCGGUGACAUCCCUCCAGAACUUAUCGGGGUGCCACUGGAAGACAUUGAUCCGUUUUACUACAAGAACCAGAGGACUUUUAUAGUACUUAACAAAGGGAAGGCCAUCUUCAGAUUCAGUGCCACAUCUGCAAUUUACAUAUUUAGUCCAUUUCACUUCAUCAGAACAAUCGCCAUAAAAGUUUUAGUCCAUUCAUUGUUCAGCUUGUUCAUAAUGUUCACUAUACUGACCAACUGUUUCUUCAUGGCCAUGUCCGAUCCGGGACCAUGGACCAAGUACCUGGAGUAUACUUUCACUGGCAUUUACACUUUUGAGUCCCUGAUAAAAAUAUUAGCGAGAGGAUUCUGUAUAAAGCCGUUCACCUUCUUGAGAGAUCCAUGGAACUGGCUGGACUUCACCGUUAUUCUCAUGGCAUACGUGACAGAAUUUGUCGACCUCGGAAACGUCUCAGCAUUAAGAACUUUCAGAGUACUACGAGCACUGAAAACCAUCUCAGUUAUCCCAGGUCUGAAGACCAUCGUCGGCGCUUUGAUCCAGUCUGUGAGGAAGCUGGCAGACGUGAUGAUCCUGACCGUCUUCUGUCUCAGCGUGUUCGCCCUCAUUGGCCUGCAGCUCUUCAUGGGGCUGCUGCGGCAAAAGUGCAUCCGCAGCCUCGGGCACUGCAUCAACUCCUCCUACAGCCCCAAUGCAUCCUUCAUCUGCAAUAAUAGAACCUGGAGCUCCAGGGCGGACUUCCUCGGCAGCGAAGAUAAUUUUUACAAAGUUGAAGGAGCAAAGGAUGCCUUAAUAUGUGGAUAUGGAAGUGAUGCUGGGAAGUGUCCAGAUGGAUUUGACUGCCUAAAAGUCGGGAGAAAUCCAAACUAUGGCUACACCAGUUUUGAUACCUUCGGCUGGGCUUUUCUGGCUCUUUUUCGUCUCAUGACACAAGACUACUGGGAAAAACUCUUUCACCAGACGCUGCGCUCAGCAGGGAAGACCUACAUGGUUUUCUUUGUGCUGGUAAUCUUCCUGGGCUCCUUCUACCUGGUCAACCUCAUCCUGGCUGUAGUGGCCAUGGCCUAUGAGGAGCAGAAUCAAGCAACCAUCGCUGAGGCCUGGCAAAAGGAGAGAGAGUUUCAGCUGGCUAUGGAGCACCUUCGCAGAGAGCAAAGAUUGGCAGCGAAAAGACAACAAGCACAGGAUACAGACUCAGUAUUGUCCCCGGAGUUGUCUCCAUUCUGUCUGAAGACAGGCAGCAUAUGUCGAAACAACAGCAGAAGAAGAAGAUCUCACAGGACGUUGUCAGAGGAAACAGCAGAGGAAGCUGCUGAAGAGAAGUUUGACCCACUGGAUGAGGCAAUGCCAUCUUUGUCUCCCCCUCCGGUCCACCCUCUGCUGGCCACGCUGUCUUCUCACCCCCUCAGCACCAGGAGAGGAAGCCAAGUGAGCAUCUUCAGCUCUUUCCGGCCACGCAACAACUCAGAGGCAGACUUCGGGGACGACGAGUACAGCAUUCAUGGGGACGCCUUCAGGAGUCGCGCCAGUUCAACAGCAACACCCUGGAAGAGAAGGGCAGGCAGUGUGCGAAGCCAUUGCUCCCAAGUCUUCACCCCCAGCCUUAACAUCAAUGGCCGGCUCAACAUCUCCCUAGAUCAGAACGGAGUAACCACACUAGGCUUACAUUCUCCCACCUCCAUGCCUGCUCACAGCAUGGAGAAAGUCAGGGAAGACACUGUUCCCAGACCUCUCCUCCAGCCUUCCCCGAUAGUGGCUGAGCCUCCUCCGGUGCGAAGGAAAAGAGGGCUGAGCUCUAUCAGCUUCCUCAGCGAUGCCAUGGGUGAGCUGGAGGUGUCGAGGCAAAAGUGCCAUCCCUGCUGGUACACAUUUGCCAAGAAGUACCUGAUAUGGGACUGCUGCCCUUGGUGGCUGAAGAUUAAGGAGUGGGUGAAGUUCAUGGUGAUGGAUCCUUUCCUGGAUCUGGGUAUCACCAUAUGCAUUGUGCUCAACACCCUCUUCAUGGCCCUGGAGCACUACCCCAUGACUGAUGAGUUCAACACAAUGCUUUCAGUGGGAAAUCUGGUUUUCACAGGGAUCUUUACAGCUGAGAUGGUGCUGAAGCUGAUUGCUAUGGACCCCUACUACUACUUCCAACAGGGCUGGAAUAUCUUUGAUGGCAUCAUUGUUUGCCUCAGUCUGAUGGAGUUAGGUCUUUCAAAUGUAGAGGGUCUGUCUGUCCUGAGAUCAUUUAGACUGUUACGAGUCUUCAAGCUGGCAAAAUCCUGGCCCACUCUCAACACUCUCAUCAAGAUCAUCGGAAACUCUGUAGGCGCCCUGGGGAACCUGACACUGGUGUUGGCCAUAAUCGUCUUCAUCUUCGCUGUGGUGGGCAUGCAACUGUUUGGCAAGAACUACCAGGACUGUGUGUGUAAGAUUUCCAUUGACUGCCAGCUACCUCGCUGGCACAUGAAGGACUUCUUCCACUCCUUUCUGAUCGUGUUCCGGGUGUUGUGCGGCGAAUGGAUCGAGACCAUGUGGGAUUGUAUGGAAGUGGCCGGGCAGCCCCUCUGUAUCCUGGUUUUCAUGUUGGUCAUGGUCAUAGGGAACUUGGUGGUGUUGAAUCUUUUUCUGGCCCUGCUGCUCAGCUCCUUCAGCUCCGACAACCUCUCUGCUCCAGACGAAGAUGGCGAUCUGAACAACAUCCAGAUCGCCAUCGGCCGUAUCCAAUCCGGUGUUUCCUGGCUUUCCACAUGCAUCGCCGACCUCUUCAACCGAAGCUUGAAGCGUCGAAAUCAGAAGGCCAAAGAAGCCGGUCAGGCCAUUAAGCUGGUUGGAAAUCACGUGGAAAGCAAUGGUGGGAUUUUUGGACGCUAUGUACAGAAGUACAUCACACCAGAGGAGGACAGCUACAUGACAAACCCAAAUUUGACUGUUAUUGUUCCUAUCGCACCUGGAGAGUCAGAUGUGGAGUUUCUCGAGGAGGAGGAGAUUUCUGAGUCAUCAGAGGACGAAGACAACAAACAGGAGAGGAUUAGCCUAUCAGAGGGCAGCACAGUGGAUCUGAGGAAGCCUGGAGAAGAAAUGGACGACUUGUCAGAGGUGGCUGAAGAAACCAUGGAGCCGGAAGAAUGCUUCCCAGAAUUGUGCAUGAGGCACUGUCAGUGCUGUGCGAUCGAUACCAGCCGCGGUCUGGGCCAGGCCUGGUGGAGGCUGAGGAAGACCUGCUACCAGAUUGUGGAACACAGCUGGUUUGAGACUUUUAUCAUCUUCAUGAUCCUGCUCAGCAGUGGGGCUCUGGCAUUUGAAGAUAUCUACAUUGAGAAGAGAAAAGUCGUAAAGGUGGUGUUGGAGUAUGCCGACAAGGUCUUCUCCUACAUCUUUGUGCUAGAGAUGUUCCUCAAGUGGAUUGCAUACGGCUUCAAGAAAUAUUUCACCAACUACUGGUGCUGGCUCGACUUUCUUAUCGUGGAUGUUUCAUUAAUAAGCCUGGUAGCAAAUUCACUUGGAUAUUCAGACUUUGCUGCAAUCAAGUCCCUGAGGACUCUGCGGGCUUUGAGACCUCUCAGAGCUCUGUCCAGAUUUGAGGGCAUGCGGGUGGUCGUGAACGCUCUCAUAGGAGCCAUCCCUUCCAUAAUGAAUGUGCUGCUGGUGUGUCUCAUUUUCUGGCUCAUCUUCAGCAUCAUGGGGGUCAACCUGUUCGCUGGCAAGUUCGGGAAGUGUGUUAACCGAACAGGCUUCAUCCACAGUGUCUCUGUAGUCAACAACAAGUCAGAGUGCCUCUCUAUGAAUGACACCCAGUUCUACUGGACAAAAGUAAAGGUCAACUUUGACAAUGUGGGACUUGGCUACCUUUCCCUUUUGCAAGUGGCUACAUUUAAAGGAUGGAUGGAAAUAAUGCAUGCAGCUGUUGAUUCAAGAGGAGUAGAGGAACAACCCAUCAGAGAAAUCAACCUCUACAUGUAUCUAUACUUUGUCAUCUUCAUUAUAUUUGGCUCCUUCUUCACCCUCAAUCUCUUCAUCGGUGUCAUUAUUGACAAUUUCAAUCAGCAGAAAAGAAAGUUAGGAGGGCAGGACAUCUUCAUGACGGAAGAACAGAAGAAGUACUAUAAUGCUAUGAAGAAGUUAGGAUCUAAAAAGCCUCAAAAGCCAAUACCCAGGCCUGCGAAUAUUCUCCAAGCCUUCUUUUUCGAUCUCGUGUCCAAGCAAGCCUUUGACAUCAUGAUCAUGAUGCUCAUCAUUGUCAACAUGGUAACCAUGAUGGUGGAAACUGAUGAGCAGUCAGAGCGCAAGGAGUCCAUCCUCAACAAGAUCAACCUGGUCUUCAUCGUGAUCUUCACCACUGAAUGCCUGAUCAAGAUCUUUGCCCUCCGUUGUUAUUUCUUCACAGUUGCAUGGAACAUCUUUGAUUUUGUGGUGAUAAUUCUCUCUAUUGUGGAUUUCUGGCAGAUGUGUCCAUUUCCAGGGAUUGUUCUUGCAGACAUCAUUGAGAAGUACUUUGUGUCUCCGACCCUGUUUCGAGUCAUCAGACUGGCAAGGAUAGGACGUGUACUUCGACUUAUACGUGCAGCCAAAGGAAUAAGGACUCUAUUGUUUGCCUUAAUGAUGUCCAUGCCAGCACUGUUCAACAUUGGCCUCCUGCUUUUCCUCGUCAUGUUCAUCUAUGCUAUCUUUGGUAUGGCGAACUUUGCCUACGUGAAAAAACAAGAUGGGCUUGACGACAUGUUUAACUUUGAAACAUUUGGGAAUAGUAUGAUCUGCCUUUUUCAGAUCAGCACCUCGGCAGGUUGGGACAACCUCCUGAGUCCUAUAAUGGCCAGCUCCCCAGAGGAGUGUGACCUUCACUUUGUCAAUACUGGCACUAACACCCGGGGAAACUGUGGCAGCCCCUCAGUGGGCAUAGCUUUCUUUGUCAGUUAUAUAAUCAUUUCUUUCCUCAUUGUGGUAAAUAUGUAUAUAGCUAUCAUUCUGGAGAACUUCAGCGUUGCAACAGAAGAGAGUACAGAGCCACUGAGCGAGGAUGACUUUGAAAUGUUUUAUGAGGUUUGGGAGAAGUUUGAUUCUGAGGCCACACAGUUCAUUGAGUUUUCCAUGCUGUCAAUUUUCGCUGACAAUUUGUCGGAGCCGCUGCGCAUAGCCAAGCCCAACAGGAUCGAACUGAUCUCCAUGGACCUUCCCAUGGUAAGCGGGGAUAGGAUCCACUGUCUCGACAUCCUGUUUGCCUUCACAAAGCGGGUCCUGGGGGAGUCGGGUGAGAUGGACGCCCUCAAACAGCAAAUGGAAGAGAAGUUCAUGAUGACCAAUCCCUCCAAGAUUUCCCACGAGCCCAUCACUUCCACUCUGCGUCGCAAACUGGAAGAGGUGUCCGCGAUCAUCAUCCAGAGGUGUUACAGGAGGCAUCUGGUGCGCCGGCAGAUGAAGCAGGCAUCCUACCUCUACAGACAAAUAAACUACGAGACUGUAGUGGAUGUGGAGAAUGCUCCAGAAACAGAGGGGCUGAUAGCCUCCCUAAGGCAGCACUAUGGACUUGUCGAGGUGGAGAUUGCCCAGACAACAGAGGACACUCUACUGUCAUCUCCACCAUCUUAUGACAGCGUAACCAGGGCAGCAAGUGACCUCUCUGAGGUUGUCGGAUCAACAUCCAGAGACUCUGAAUUCGGAGAGCCUGGUGAAAACUAUGAGGAAACUUUCCUUUGAGACUUAAUUGUGUGGAGAGUGUGGUUUUGUCUGUUUUGUUUACAGCAGAGAAUAUAGCUCAAAAUAACUCAUGGUCAAAGAGAUAAAACUUUAUAUAAAUGAGUAGAUGCCGAGGAAAUAUGCAAUAUGUUAAGUAACUCAGCUGUUUAAAUUGAACAAUCAAAGUUAAUUUUGCAGUCCUGACCUCCAUGAGAUGAAGUUAAACUUGUAAUUGCUCACACCUUCUUAAAAAUAUACAAUUGCCAGAUUGAAAAAAACAAAUACCUAUAUAAAAACAUGAAUGUCAUGCACCAACAUUCACUCUAAACACCACAUGAUCUGCAGAUUUUUUUCAAAAAUCAGUAAACACCGGUAGUAGUGACUCUUAACCCUCUGACCCCCCCCUUCCCUUGUUGGCUAAAAAAGCAAACUACCAGCCCAGCUUAUUGUGUCCUCUCUAAUAGUACUGCAAACGUUAUGCAUGACAAUUCCAGCUCUGAAACAAUAAUUAAGACGCUAGUCCAGCCUUAACAAUGCAACGAGCAAACAGUGCGGAGUGAGUGAGGAUAAACAGCUGAUUUCUAAAGCUAAAUUCAAAUCCUCCUUACAAAUAACCUCUCUGGCCUACAGGGCCCUGACGGUUCAGAGGAACAGAGGAAACAUUUGUGAAUAUUAAAUUCUUAUUUAUCAUUCUUAUUUAUCAUUUUAAUUUGGUUAAACUUGCAGCAAAAUGUUUGUUAGGUAUGUUUUUACAGACAUUAUACAACUGUGCAACAAGCACUUGCAAAAUAUUUCAUUGGCCAAAGGGUACAAGUCCUCUUCUUGGACCUGUGGUAUUUGUCUAGGUUCAUCAUUUUGCCUCUCCUAAAAGUUGUUAGCUCAAUAGCUAGCUAGCAGACAUUCACUGAAAUGAUUAUACUACAGUUGACAUUGGUUUAUAAUAAUAUAUAUUUGUUGUAAAAAGUCUUAAUCACUUGUUAAGUGAUAUUUGUAUCUGGAGCAAAAAAUCACUUAAGGCAGAGACAAGAGACACCAAAGGGACAAAUGAAAAUUCUGUUCACCUCAUUGACCAAGACAACAGCAUAGGACACUGACAUACCUCUAAAAUUAAUAUUUUCAUAGACAAAAGGAGCUAAGGAACUGAAGUAGCUAACAAUGUAAAGUAAUGUAGCAAAUAAAAAAUGAUUUUAGCUAACAUUUCUUACAGAAAACAGCAUCUGAGAACAGAUUCAAGCAGCUGUAAAUACUAGCCUGUGUUUGUGACGAUAAAAACAUUUGCAUGAAAAUAGGUAUUUUUGUGAGAAAAUGCAGCUAGUUCACAUUUCUUUUGACAAAAACAAUGUUCAGCUGUUUUGAUACUGAUAUAAAUUCCACUACAAGUGCUCAGAGUAUUGAAACACUUUGGUCCACCAACAUGCUGUAGUCAUGCAGCUUGUAUCAUAUUGAACAACACAACCCACCCAACUAAGCUACUACACAGUAGCUAGCAUGCUAUAUUGCUAACAAAUGUUGACAUGAGGAGCGAUUUUGCAUUCAUGACUGCAGCUGCUAUGAAGCUCUCAUUCAGGUGUUACAAAUAUGAUUUUAACCAAAGCUAACAGUUGCUUAUAACAUUUUCAAAUAAAAUGUUAACAUUUUAAAAUGUAUAGAAAAACUUAAUUAACUGUAAACCAGAAUUAUGAAUUGAGAAUAAUUUCUAUUGUUUUGGGAUUUAUUUGUUUAUUUAUUCCUUUGAUAUGCACUUUGAUUUAAUGAAGGUGCGUUAACUGACAGAGUUGUGGCCCCUCGUUAAAUAGCAUCAAGUGUAUUUGGGUCAUGACACAAAUACAGUAAGAAAAGCACAAUUUCUUCCAACCAUCCAUCCGUCUUAGUCCGCUUAUCCGGGGUCGGUGGCGGGGGCCGCAGCUCCAGCAGGGGACCCCAAACUUCCCUUUUCCGAGCCACAUUAGCCAGGUCUGACUGGGGGAUCCCGAGGCGUUCCCAGGCCAGGGUGGAGAUGUAAUCUCUCCACCUAGUCCUGGGUCUUUCCCGUUAUCUCAUUAUUCACAAUGUAAUAUGAAGAAAUUUACUAAAAUGAUUCUACCAUUGUAAUAAAUUUGUCAAACUUAGCACAUUGCACGUUUGACAUGUAUCGUUGUAUUGAUUACAAAGACGAGCUGUGUGUACUAAUAAUCCCUGAAUUAUGUGCCUGAUUUUGAUUGUUGUCCAUGCACUUCUCUGAAUCUCUUUAGGCCAUUUAAUUUUAUCUGAUGGAUGUGGAUUGGAAGAGCAUGAAUGCACUAAAAGCUCAUUUUGUAAUUAACUGUAUAAAGUACUUUGAGGCUGUGUAAUGUAUGUAAAGCUCAUUUUUAACUAUUUUUUGUAAUGUAUUUAUAUUGAAAGACCAUUUCAGUGACUCUCAUGGCAGCCCUAGCAAGAUAUGAUCAAAUUCUAUAAACAUACUGUGCUCAUUUUUAUAUAAAAGACUUUCCUCAAGAGCCUGAUUGUAUUACAUUUAGGUUUAUCAUUUCAUGGAUUGUUUUAUUAAAUGGUAAUAAAACUCUUUUCCAUAUCUGUGGAUUUUCCAACGUGCAGUGCAGACACAUGUUUAACAAUUAUAGAUAUGGUUGUGGAUAUACUGUGCUGUUCUGAAAAACAAGCAAAACUGUGUAGCUUCUCUCCAUUUUCACAUGAGUAACCAGUUAGCUGAUUUGACCUCAUUACAAGGCAGACGCUGUUAAAUCUCUCUCUGACUCCAUGACAUGUGAAUAAAAAACCAGGACAGAUGUGCAAAAACC